Messenger RNA from Sodiomyces alkalinus F11, 192 nucleotides. RefSeq lists its product as hypothetical. The annotation marks the transcript as partial. The transcript has a single exon. The record is from RefSeq and is a predicted model, not a curated record. Lineage: Eukaryota; Fungi; Ascomycota; Sordariomycetes; Glomerellales; Plectosphaerellaceae.
CUCGUGUUAGAUAAUGUGCCGACAUGUCGUAGCCAAUGAGGCGUCCCUUCGUGUUGAAUAUGUCGAUGUUAUUGGGAUUUUUGUUGCCGCGCCGGCAUAUUUGGUCUUUGCCAGGAUAUCAAAACAGUCAGUGAGGUCUCACCUGGACGUUGCUCUGCACAAUACUCAAAAUAAGUAGCCCAGACGGGUUCU